This is a messenger RNA of Staurois parvus, 309 nucleotides long. Lineage: Eukaryota; Metazoa; Chordata; Amphibia; Anura; Ranidae. The record is from the annotation of a GenBank genome assembly.
ACGCAACAAACUUGCAUUCAGACGUUGAUUUUAUCAGCGUUUCAAAAGCAAAGCGGCAAAUCGCGUUUAUAAGCGUUUGCAUUUGAAUUUAUUUUUAACUCUUCCAGUUCCCAAUGCAGUCCAGAGCCUUAUUCAUCAUGAAAAAUGGAUGCAAAGAGUUUUCAAGGUACUCAGAUGGACAAAAACAAUGAACAGGAUGUUCCUACUGAGCUUGUCACACAUUGUAAUGACCAAUUCACACCUCAGACCUCUCCCACCCUUGGAAACAAAAGAUAUGUUAAUGCCCAUUUACACCUCAAAUUCAGCAUG